CGCUGUUUCAUCCGCCCUCUCAUCUCCCACCCAGCUUUCCGCCCGUUCUAUCCACUGCACCAAACAGCCACUUGGGCUAAAAUUCUCUACUGAAUUAUUCAUCUCUCCUAAUUUUUUUUUUGGCAUCCUCAUCCACACACCUGCGUUGCUUUCUUCUACGCACCCGCUGUAAUUAUUACUCCUCUCCCCCAAGGAUCACCUCAAAGAUGGCGUCCACCGAUCACCCAAUGUCGGACGGUCCAGACCCUGUUGUCCACACCACCAACGCGGUCUUUACAUCCUCGCAGCUGGCUUCGACCACAACCCUAAAUCCCAGCGAUGUUACGAAAGACACUUCUUCGCCUGAAAAUGUGCAGCCAGAGCCCACAGUCACCGAUGUACCGAAUAUGGGCGUAGAGAGUGGCGAUAGCGCUGCACCUGCACCUGCACAGGAGGGUAAUGCAGAUGGUAUUCCCCGAUUCACCGUACCACCUGGUGAAUCAGAAGAGCAGACAGGAGCUCCUGCGUUAUCGUAUAAAAAUUCCGAUGCGUCUCUUAAAGAGCCUGAAGACUCUGGGCCGUCUUUGACUAUCAUUCUUCUCUUGAUCACGGGCUCACGACAUCCUUUCAAGAUCGAUGGCGCGUAUCUGCGCAACCGAGGAGUCAAUGUUGAGAACAACGACCCCUUUUCUAUUAGCGUCUAUACUCUGAAGGAAUUGAUUUGGAGGGCGUGGCAGGACGAUUGGGAAUCCCGUCCGACCUCUCCCAGCUCUAUUCGACUCAUAUCGUUCGGAAAACUACUCGAGGAUAAAGCUCCUCUCUCAGACUCUAGAUUCAGCGCAGACGCCCCGAACGUUGUGCAUAUGACGGUCAAGCCCCAAGAACUCAUCGACGAAGAAGACGCUAAAGGCGCGAAGACUCAGUAUCCUCGGGAUCGAGAAGCUAGUGAACGAAGCCCGAGGUGUCGUUGUGUCAUCCAGUGAAUGGAUGUAUAUCGUGGACUCAACGAGACACGGGUUG
Molecule: messenger RNA, 999 nt
Organism: Aspergillus ochraceoroseus IBT 24754
Lineage: Eukaryota; Fungi; Ascomycota; Eurotiomycetes; Eurotiales; Aspergillaceae
Exons: 3
Coding region: 207-962 (251 amino acids)
Source: RefSeq, a predicted model, not a curated record